Messenger RNA from Penicillium atrosanguineum, 1296 nucleotides. Its product is annotated as GTPase-activating protein GCS1. Bases 1 to 1296 code for a protein of 431 amino acids. Gene Ontology annotation, biological process: regulation of ARF protein signal transduction; regulation of endocytosis. The record is from RefSeq and is a predicted model, not a curated record. Lineage: Eukaryota; Fungi; Ascomycota; Eurotiomycetes; Eurotiales; Aspergillaceae. The transcript has 4 exons. Gene Ontology annotation, cellular component: Golgi membrane. Gene Ontology annotation, molecular function: GTPase activator activity.
AUGUCUCGCAUGUGGGAAGUCGACCCGGAGACAAGGACAAAGGCCUCAGCCACAGCCACGCUGCAAGGAGAACUAACGUGCAACCCGAACCAGCUCCUCCAAAUCUCCAAAACCAACGGAAAUGACAGGUGCUGCGACUGCGGCGCACCAUCGCCUCAAUGGGUUCGCACACACCGCGGGCUCGGUGUGCACAUCUCCUUUGUCCGCUCGAUCACCAUGGACGCUUUCAAGCACGCCGAGAUCCAGCGCAUGGAAUUAGGAGGCAACGAGCCGUGGAAAGCAUUCUACGACGCGCACACCAUGACCAUUUCCGAAGGCCGCACAUUCGAAGACUCGACGAUCAAAGAGCGAUACGAGGGCGACGCAGGAGAAGAGUGGAAAGAGAGAUUGUCGUGUAAGGUCGAGGGCCGCGACUACGUGCCCGGUCAGGAGAAGAAGAAUAACACUGCUUCGCGAUCGACUACACCGCUGAGUCUGGGUGCUGGGGCGACGACGGGGACUCGGACAGGAUCACCUGCUGCGUCUUCGAUUCGAUCGCAGGAUAGCGCGCGGGGCCCGACGAAGAAGGAGCAGAAUGAGCAAUAUUUCUCGAAGCUCGGAUCUGAGAAUGCAGGGCGUUCGAAUGCGUUGCCGCCGUCGCAGGGGGGCAAGUUCACGGGGUUUGGGGGUGGAAUGCCUGCGCCUGCUGCUGGGGAUCGGAAGUCUUCACCUUUGGGGGGACUCGGUGGCUUCGGGGGCUUCGGAGGAAACCAGCCGUUUGAUGAGUUCCAGAAGGAUCCCAUGGGGACUUUGACGAAGGGGCUUGGGUGGUUUGCUUCGACUGUUGGCAAGAGUGCUAAGCAGGUCAAUGAUUCCUAUCUACAGCCUACGGCUAAGCAGCUUGCCGAGUCAGACUUCGCUGCUCAAGCUCGCGUGCAGGCUGCUAGCUGGGGCCAGAACCUGCAGACCGGUGUCCGUGGUGCCGCAGAUCAAUUCAACCGUUUCGUUGAAGGUGAAGAUGGCCGUCCUACGCGGUCUCGCGUUGACCCCGACCAUAGUGAUUUCUGGGAUGACUUCUCGUCUCUUGGUGACGAGCGCCAAGCUAAUGCCAAUGGAAACGGCAACGGCAACAGACACCAGCGCAGCGGAUCGCGAUCUGAUGUUAUUGGUACUGCCGCGAUGCGCAAGGGCCCUGCAUCUACGCCGCUGGCAAACUCUACCAUUCCUGUUGAGGCCAAUGCUACUUCUGGGAAAGAGGGGACAGAGACUGGUGCGGCCAUGGCCAAGGGCAAGGAUGACUGGGAUGACAACUGGUAG